Penicillium vulpinum is the source of this 420-nucleotide messenger RNA. RefSeq names its product huntingtin-interacting protein K. The transcript has 2 exons. Gene Ontology annotation, biological process: negative regulation of apoptotic process; protein stabilization. The record is from RefSeq and is a predicted model, not a curated record. NCBI's taxonomy places the organism in Eukaryota, Fungi, Ascomycota, Eurotiomycetes, Eurotiales, Aspergillaceae. Bases 1 to 420 code for a protein of 139 amino acids.
AUGUCUGAUGCGAUUCCCUCUGCAACUGCUGACCCAGACACUGUCGAAAAGACCAUCCCCUCAAACGCUGAAGACCGCAAGGCCGCCGCCGCUCUCUCCUCCCUAAACACAAAUGAGAUCGCAACGGAGGGUGCCUCCGCUGGAGCACCGUCUACUGCAAACCAAGAGGCUCUGGGAAGAGCUAUGAGCAGGCUAGAGAUAGCUGCUGGGCAAGGCUCGGGCGGCAAGACGACCGCCGAGGGACCAAAAGCUGAUGGGGUGGUGAAAAAGAAGAUAGUUAAGGUUGCUCCAACUGAUGUUACACUGCUGGUUGAGCAACUGGAUUUAAAUAAGAUCAAGGCCACGGAGUUGCUCAAGGCUUAUGAUGGGGAUGUCACCAAGGCAAUGAAGGCAUUCAUUGCCCCAUCUAUUCAGGCGUGA